Fundulus heteroclitus (mummichog) is the source of this 1225-nucleotide messenger RNA. RefSeq names its product protein ALP1-like. The coding region runs from base 37 to 1140 and encodes 367 amino acids. The transcript is spliced from 2 exons. Lineage: Eukaryota; Metazoa; Chordata; Actinopteri; Cyprinodontiformes; Fundulidae. The record is from RefSeq and is a predicted model, not a curated record.
AAAUAUAUACCGGCGUUUUAUUUUAUAAAAACAACAAUGGGUUACGUUCACAGCAUGUUGAAAUUAUAUCGCCUCCGACGUCAACGCAGGAUCCUCCAAAUAUUGGCUGAACAUGAGCGUCCUCGCAGCCCCAGAAAGUACUGCCAAAUAAAUGCCACAGUGCCAGUGUUGGCACUAUACUUUGAUGGCCACAGCGACAUGAGGGUUGACUAUCGCCUUUCUAGGGUGUCAUUCAACGCACUCAUGGAUCUGUUGGGCAGGGAAUGCGACCAUGGCUGGGGCCCAGAAAUCGACACCCUUAUCUUUCUUUUCUGGCUUGCCACUCCCUCCUCCUACCGUGUUGUUGCCAGGGCCUUUGCCAUGCCCCGGGCAACUAUUCACCGGGUAGUCCACAGGGUGAGUGGGAAGAUCGCCGCUCUUCUUUAUCGGGUGGUCCGACAUCCCACCGCAGAAGAGCUCCCUCGCCUCGGGGGUAGCUUUGCCCGUCUGGCCAGAUCCGCAGCCUUCAACCGUGUGGUUGGUGCCAUCGAUGGCUGUCACGUCAGGGUGAAGCCCCCAGCACAAGAUGCUGCCUGUUAUUUUAACAGGAAGCUCUUUUAUUCCAUCCAGCUGCAGGCCAUCUGUGAUAACGUGGGGAAGUUCCUCGAUGUGUUCGUGGGGUACUGUGGGUCAGUUCAUGAUGCCAGGGUACUGAGGAACAGCCCCAUAUACUAUCAGCAGUCCUACCCUCCACCAGGAUACAGCAUACUUGGAGAUGGGGGCUACCCCUGCCUAUCCCAGCCCAUCAGCCUCAUCACACCCUUCAGACAGCCCGUUCGCAACCACCUCCAGGCUCGCUUUAACAACAGCUUGUCAAAGGUCAGGAGCAUUGUUGAGCGGUCCUUUGGGAUGCUGAAGACUAGGUGGAGGUCCAUCUUCUUCAAGGCUCUGGAAGUGGAUGUGACUUACGUGCCGGAGGUCAUCGUCUGUUGCACGGUCCUACAUAACAUAUGUAUGAGCAACGAAGACCUGCUGGAGCCAGAUGCUGAUGUCAGGAGGGCACGAAGACCAGCACCAGCACCUCCAGGAGCCGUCUCUGGUGCAGAGCAGAGACAGAGGAUGGCAAUGGCAUGUUAUGUCCCUGACCAUGAUUACAUUUAAAAAUGUAAAAUGCAUGAUUGAAUAAAUUACAUGACCAUUGUAUGAUUGUGUUGAUUUCAUCUGGCAUGUUAAAAAACAAAACAAA